Loa loa (African eye worm) is the source of this 357-nucleotide messenger RNA. RefSeq lists its product as hypothetical. The record is from RefSeq and is a predicted model, not a curated record. The transcript has 5 exons. The coding region runs from base 1 to 357 and encodes 118 amino acids. Lineage: Eukaryota; Metazoa; Nematoda; Chromadorea; Rhabditida; Onchocercidae.
AUGGAAUGGACUGUGGUAUGCUAUGGGGAUUCAACUUUAUUGAAUGACCUACCAUUGCUGUGGGACGAAAAAGUUUCUGAACUAGAAAAAUCGAAAAUAAAAUUAGCCGGUCGAGCAAAAGGAAAAUACUUGCUUGGUGAUAUGUAUCGAAUGAAAUUUCGACCAACAUAUGGAAAAGAUGUUUUUCAUAAAAAGAAGCAAGCAUCCGACCAGCCCAAAAGAAAUACUGUGAUAUUAACUCAACCAUGCUUUAAUGUGACUGAUAUGCUACAUUCAAAUCCGCAGCCUUUUGUAACGACUCCCCAUCCACUGUUAAUAUGGAAAUUGAGUGGCAAAACGGAGAAGGCAGAGAAGUGA